This is a messenger RNA of Grosmannia clavigera kw1407, 645 nucleotides long. Its product is annotated as centromere microtubule-binding protein cbf5. Gene Ontology annotation, molecular function: ubiquitin-specific protease binding; misfolded protein binding. Lineage: Eukaryota; Fungi; Ascomycota; Sordariomycetes; Ophiostomatales; Ophiostomataceae. Gene Ontology annotation, biological process: endoplasmic reticulum unfolded protein response. The transcript is spliced from 4 exons. Bases 1 to 645 code for a protein of 214 amino acids. The record is from RefSeq and is a predicted model, not a curated record. Gene Ontology annotation, cellular component: Hrd1p ubiquitin ligase ERAD-L complex; endoplasmic reticulum membrane.
AUGUCUGACCUGAUGGACGCAUACUUUCAGAUGCCGCCUGUAUCAAGGAUACUCGCGACAGCUGUCUUUGUCACGUCUUGUGGCGUAUACAUCUACUCGUAUGUCUCCCAGCUGGAAAAGGGCAACCCACGUUUUGCAAAGCAAGAGGACUUAAUAUGGUAUCUGGCAUUCGUGUCUACUACUACUUUGAUCUUUGAUACAGCUCUCGGCUUCAAUUCCGGCUUCUACCUGCAGGGCCUGAUUUUAGCCCUAGCGUAUACCGUUACGCAGGAUCAGCGUGGCAUCAAGGCCAACUUCUUCUUUGUCACCAUACCAGCCCAGCUUGUGCCCUACGCUAUGAUGUUGGCGUCAUUGCUCAUGGUCGGCCCGGCCGGUAUCAUGCUUCAGCUUUGUGGUCUGGCUGCUGCCCAUCUGUACGACUUCCUGACACGGAUUUGGCCCGAGUUCGGGGGCGGUCGUAACUAUUUAACCACGCCUGCUUUUGUCUCGCGCCUGUUAGUCCUGGCCUCACGUACCCAACAGCAGAGCUUUGGCACUGCAAUCCGUGGUGCCGGCACCGGUGCAGCAACAACAAGCGGAGGUGGAGGUCCUCUUCCAGAUGCGUGGAGAACACGGGGAAGAGGACAGCGUCUUGGCGGCGACUAA